Messenger RNA from Equus quagga, 2916 nucleotides. RefSeq names its product intraflagellar transport 88 (gene IFT88). Bases 288 to 2765 code for a protein of 825 amino acids. The transcript is spliced from 26 exons. Gene Ontology annotation, cellular component: ciliary base; ciliary basal body; non-motile cilium. Gene Ontology annotation, molecular function: kinesin binding. The record is from RefSeq and is a predicted model, not a curated record. Gene Ontology annotation, biological process: kidney development; non-motile cilium assembly; intraciliary transport. Lineage: Eukaryota; Metazoa; Chordata; Mammalia; Perissodactyla; Equidae.
CGGAGAGCUACAGGAGGUAUUUUAUGGGGACCUGGCGUCAUCCUUUGGCAAUCUGCGGUCUGGCUGAUUCCAUCAGGAUGUAAAAGAUCUUCGUUCUCUUCCUUCCCACGCCGCCUAGUGGCCGCCCGCCGGGACGCCGCCCGCGCCCCGCCCCUGGCGCGGAGGACUGUGGGAGCGGCUUCCUUGGUUUCCGCGCGUGGCAACGACCCGGGCGCCGCGCUCUGGCCUACGGAGGCUCCGAGGGGAUUCUCGGGACCGUCGCCCUGUUCCCUCGCCGCGAGGUACAAAUGAUGCAAAAUGUACACCUGGCCCCAGAGACAGAUGAAGAUGAUCUUUAUUCUGGAUAUAAUGACUACAAUCCAACCUAUGAUACUGAGGAAUUGGAGAAUGACACAGCUUUUCAGCAAGCUGUGAGAACUAGCCAUGGUAGAAGACCUCCAAUAACUGCUAAAAUACCAAGCACAGCAGUUACUAGACCUGUAGCUACUGGAUAUGGGUCCAAGACAUCCCUGGCAUCAUCAAUGGGAAGACCAAUGACAGGGGCUCUUCAGGAUGGAGUUGCUAGACCUAUGACAGCAGUGAGAGCAGCUGGUUUUACGAAAGCAGCUUUGAGAGGCUCUGCGUUUGACCCCCUUGGUCAGUCAAGAGGCCCUGCUCCUCCUCUGGAAGCCAAAAACGAAGAUAGCCCAGAAGAAAAGAUUAGACAGUUAGAGAAGAAAGUAAAUGAGUUGGUAGAAGAAAGCUGUGUUGCCAACGGUUGUGGAGACUUAAAAUUGGCCUUAGAAAAGGCAAAAGAUGCAGGAAGAAAAGAAAGAGUCUUGGUGAGACAACGAGAACAAGUUACAACUCCAGAAAAUAUCAAUUUGGAUUUAACUUAUUCAGUUCUUUUCAACUUGGCCAGUCAAUAUUCAGCUAAUGAAAUGUAUGCUGAAGCACUAAACACGUAUCAAGUUAUAGUGAAAAAUAAGAUGUUUAGCAAUGCAGGAAGAUUGAAAGUGAAUAUGGGAAAUAUUUAUUUAAAGCAAAGAAAUUAUUCCAAAGCCAUUAAAUUCUACCGAAUGGCAUUAGAUCAAAUUCCAAGUGUCCAUAAAGAAAUGAGAAUUAAAAUUAUGCAGAACAUUGGAGUUACAUUUAUUAAAACUGGUCAGUAUUCAGAUGCUAUUAAUUCAUUUGAGCACAUAAUGAGUAUGGCACCAAAUCUGAAGGCAGGCUUCAACCUAAUUCUUAGUUACUUUGCUGUUGGAGAUCAAGAAAAAAUGAAGAAGGCAUUCCAAAAAUUGAUUGCUGUUCCAUUAGAAAUUGAUGAAGAUGAUAAAUAUAUUUCACCAAAUGAUGAUCCACAUACUAACUUAGUGAUUGAAGCUAUAAAAAAUGAUCAUUUAAGGCAAAUGGAACGUGAAAGGAAAGCCAUGGCAGAAAAAUACAUCAUGACAGCUGCAAAACUCAUUGCUCCUGUAAUUGAAACAUCUUUUGCUGUGGGUUAUGAUUGGUGUGUUGAAGUUGUGAAAGCUUCUCAAUAUGUAGAGCUAGCAAAUGAUCUGGAAAUAAACAAAGCGAUUACGUACUUGAGACAAAAGGACUUUAACCAAGCUGUAGAAACCUUAAAAAUGUUUGAAAAAAAGGACAGUAGAGUGAAAAGUGCAGCUGCAACCAACCUCUCAUUCCUGUAUUAUUUGGAAAAUGAAUUUGCACAAGCCAGCAGCUAUGCAGAUUUAGCUGUGAACUCUGAUAGAUACAAUCCAUCAGCUCUUACUAAUAAAGGGAAUACAGUUUUUGCAAAUGGUGAUUAUGAGAAGGCAGCUGAAUUCUAUAAAGAGGCUCUAAGAAAUGAUUCUUCUUGUACUGAAGCACUUUAUAAUAUUGGCCUUACCUAUAAGAAGCUAAACCGGCUUGAUGAAGCUUUGGACUGUUUCCUGAAACUUCACGCAAUCCUGAGAAACAGCGCCCAAGUUCUGUACCAGAUAGCACAUGUAUAUGAAUUAAUGGAAGAUCCCAAUCAAGCUAUUGAAUGGUUAAUGCAACUGAUCAGUGUUGUUCCAACUGAUUCUAGAGCUUUAUCUAAACUAGGAGAAUUAUAUGAUAGUGAAGGAGAUAAAUCUCAAGCAUUUCAAUAUUAUUAUGAGUCGUAUAGGUAUUUCCCUUCUAACAUCGAAGUCAUUGAGUGGCUUGGAGCCUAUUACAUUGACACCCAGUUUUGUGAAAAAGCCAUUCAGUACUUUGAAAGAGCUUCUCUUAUACAGCCUACGCAAGUUAAAUGGCAGCUGAUGGUAGCUAGUUGUUUUAGAAGAAGUGGUAACUACCAAAAAGCAUUAGAUACUUACAAAGAUAUUCACAGAAAAUUUCCAGAAAAUGUUGAAUGUCUGCGUUUCUUGGUUCGUCUCUGCACAGAUAUUGGAUUAAAAGAAGUUCAAGAAUAUGCAACAAAACUCAAGAGAUUGGAAAAAAUGAAAGAAAUAAGGGAACAGCGCAUAAAAUCUGGCAGAGAUGGCAGUGGGGGUUCCCGCAGCAAAAGAGAGGGGAGUGCUGGCAGUGACAGUGGCCAGAACUGUAGUGCCAGUAGUAAAGGUGAACGACUAGGUGCCAGACUCAGAGCUUUACCCGGGACAAAUGAGCCUUAUGAAAGUAGCAGCAACAAAGAAAUAGAUGCCUCCUAUGUGGAUCCACUUGGCCCUCAAAUAGAAAGACCAAAAACUGCAGCCAAAAAAAGGAUCGACGAAGAUGAUUUUGCUGACGAAGAGUUAGGAGAUGAUUUGCUUCCAGAAUAACAUACACUUUAAUGUAUUGUUUAUUGUUAAACUCUGGAUUAAAUAUACAAAUUUUAAUUUUGUACACUGUCAAAACUUUAAGUAAGUGUAUUCUGUUCUAUGAGUAUGGGUUUAAGUUUUAUUUUGUUUUUACUGGAAUAAAAACAUGUGA